Messenger RNA from Alternaria postmessia, 1929 nucleotides. RefSeq lists its product as uncharacterized. The record is from RefSeq and is a predicted model, not a curated record. Gene Ontology annotation, molecular function: DNA replication origin binding; ATP hydrolysis activity. Gene Ontology annotation, biological process: mitotic DNA replication checkpoint signaling; DNA replication initiation; cell division. Gene Ontology annotation, cellular component: nucleus. The coding region runs from base 1 to 1929 and encodes 642 amino acids. The transcript has 2 exons. NCBI's taxonomy places the organism in Eukaryota, Fungi, Ascomycota, Dothideomycetes, Pleosporales, Pleosporaceae.
AUGGCCUCUACCGUUCUCGGCAAGAGGACUCGCAGCUCUGCACGUAUAGAAGCUUCAGAGUCAAAAUUAAACAUCGCAACGCGCGCAAAGCGGAGGACUCAGUUCGUUAUACACGACGAAGGGGAGAUUGAGAAUCCCUUCGUCACUCCAAAGAAGCAAAAUGUGCGCGACGAGGAUGCAAUGGACGUGGAUGAGCCAGAGGAGAAGGCGUCGAUAAAACGCGGAAGGAAGACAGGCACAACUCCCGCAAAGUAUGCCUCGCAAUGCACACGACUCCCCGUUUCCGCAGCCAAGGAGAACUCCCCGCAGAAGGCGCUCGUGGACAUCCCAGAAAACUUUGCGCCUACUCCUUCGACACCGAGACAUCGCGACGCGCUUGCCGGCAAAGUUGCCGUCACACCCAGGCACCGACUCAUCAUUGCCGGUCGACCUUUGACACCGCGCACACCACACACCCCAGGCACUCCACGAAACACAGGACCGACAAUCUACAACGAAGCGCGUCAGGUAUUUGCAAGAGGCUCUGCCCCAACCGCACUGUUUGGUCGCGAAAACGAGAGGAAGGAACUCGACACGUUCAUCACAACACGAACUAAGACCAAGACAUCGGGCUGCAUAUACGUCUCCGGCCCGCCAGGCACCGGCAAGAGCGCUUUCGUCAACGAUGUCUGUCGUACAGUCUCAUCGGAUGAAGCCGUUAGGACCGGAUACAUCAAUUGUAUGAGCGUCAAGAACGCCACAGAUCUCUACAGAACCCUUCUAGAGGAGUUCGUCGACAUCACCGAGAUCGCAGAGGGCGACGAGAUGGAUGCGCUUAGGACUGUUUUCAUGCAACGGAAGACAUCUUACGUCGUUACGCUCGAUGAAGUGGACCACCUGCUGGACUUGGACAUUGAGCUCUUCUACAACAUCUUUGAGUGGUCGUUACAGAAAGAAUCGGGCCUUGUGCUAGUUGGCAUUGCGAACGCGCUGGAUCUCACAGAUCGAUUCCUCCCGCGACUCAAGGCUCGCGGUCUCAAGCCGCAACUACUGCCGUUCCUCCCAUACAACGCCACACAAAUAUCCUCUGUUAUUACCUCAAAGCUGAAGACCCUUCUCCCAGCAGGCUCAACCCAACUACCAUUCGUCCACCCAACCGCCAUCAUAUUCCUCUCCAAGAAAGUAGCCGCCCAAUCCGGCGACCUACGCAAAGCCUUCGACAUCUGCCGGCGGGCAAUCGACCUCAUCGAAGCCGACACGCGCGACCAACACUUGAAAAAAGCCACAGAAAUCACGCCAUCACCCACGCCCUCGCCCUCGAAAACCCCUCUAGUUGAAAAAGUCAACCUCUCCUGCUCAGCCGUGCGCUCACCCACCAAAACCAAAGACCUGAACAGCAUCAUCGCCGCCUCCCUGGGCUCCCUCACUGUCGAAACCGCACCCCGCGCCACCAUUGCCCACAUGGCCAAGAUCACAGCAGCAGUAUUCAGCAACGGCACAAGUCAACGUCUGCGAAACCUGAACCUCCAACAAAAAGCCGUCCUCUGCUCGCUCUCCGCCAUUGAAAAAAGGAAGCGUGCCACUGCUGCCGACAGCAUUCUAGCCACACCGUCAAGAUCCCACACUACAUCUCCUACCAUCAAAGAACUUUUUGAAGCCUACACCGCGCUGUGUAAGCGAGAGAACAUUCUACAUCCUCUUACGAGCACUGAGUUCAGGGAUAUCGUAGGCAGUUUGGAGACACUGUCGCUUGUUUCUGCGGUGGAGGGUAAAGCUGGGUCGCUGGAUGUUGGCGCUGGCACGCCUAGUCGCAGGGGGAGGGGUAAAGCUUUUCCUGGGGUUGUUGUCGAGGAUCGCAGGGUUGCUAGCGUUGUUGGAGAGAAGGAGUUGGCGGAUUCACUCGUGGGGCCUGGAGCUGGCAUCCUCAAGGGUAUCCUUGAGGGAAACUGA